Molecule: messenger RNA, 1323 nt
Organism: Gastrolobium bilobum
Lineage: Eukaryota; Viridiplantae; Streptophyta; Magnoliopsida; Fabales; Fabaceae
Product: aspartic proteinase CDR1-like
Exons: 1
Coding region: 1-1323 (440 amino acids)
Cellular component (GO): extracellular region
Source: RefSeq, a predicted model, not a curated record
AUGGCAACAUUGGCUCAUUAUGCAUCUCUUGCUCUUUUGCUUUGCAUUUGUGGCACCUCUAUUGUUGAUUCUAUAAACGGUGGCUUUAGUGUUGAUCUCAUUCACCGUGACUCUUCAAGAUCACCAUUCUACCGUCCCACAGAAACUCACUAUGAGCGAGUUGCCAAUGCCGUGACUCGUUCCAACAAUCAUGCUAAUCAAGCCUAUGUCCCAACAAACACAGUUCAAACCACUAUAAAAUCGGUUGUAGGUGAAUACCUUAUAAGCUAUUCAAUUGGGACCCCACCACUCCAAUUCUUUGGAGAUUUCAAUACAGGUAGUGACUAUAUUUUGUUGAAAUGCAAGCCUUGUGAAAAUUGUUACAACAAAACAAUUCCAAUAUUCGAUCCUUCAAAAUCCAAAACAUACAAAACCAUUCCUUGCAAUUCUUCAACAUGUCAAUCUCUAUCAUUUAGAUCUUGCUCUUCUGAUAGUGGACAAAAUUGCACCUAUACUUUUCCCAAAUUCUUGGAGCCCAAUGUCUCACAAGGAGUUGUCAGUAAAGACACACUAACCUUAAACUCCACUAAUGGCUCUCCUAUCUCAUUUCCUAGAACUGUGAUAGGGUGUGAGCACAAAAAUACAGGGAUUUCCAUGUUUGGACAAACCACAAGUGUGGUUGGUCUUGGAAAUGGACCUAUGUCCCUUAUAUCUCAAUUGGGUUCUUCAGCAGGUGGAAAAUUCUCUUACUGUUUGUUGCCAAUGUUAUCAGAAUCUAAAAACUCCUCAAACAAACUUAACUUUGGUGAUGAUGCAGUUGUUUCUGGUGAUGAGACAGUCUCAACUCCAUUUUUCCAAAGCAGUUUAGGUCUUGUUGGUUACUGGUUAACCUUGGAAGCAUUUAGUGUUGGAAACCACAGAAUAGAAUUUGCAAGUUCUUCCUCUGGUUCUAUUGAAGAGGGAAAUAUUGUUAUUGAUUCAAGUGUAAUGUUGGUUCAUUUGCCUCAUGAUGUUUACACUAAGUUGGAAUCAGCAGUGGCAAAUGUUGUUAAAUUGAAACGUGUUGAGGAUCCUAAUCAUCAAUUCAGCCUUUGUUACAAAACUACAUCAGAACAACUAGAAGUUCCUAUAAUCACAGCACAUUUUAAAGGUGCAAACAUUCAAUUGAAUGCUAUCAACACCUUCCUAUUCGUGUCUGAUGAGGUUGCAUGCUUGGCUUUCAUUGAUUUCGAAGAUAUUCCCGUUGGCAUCUUUGGGUUCUUAGCACAACAGAACUUCUUGGUUGGCUAUGACCUCAAAAAGAAUAUUGUCUCCUUUAAGCCCACAGAUUGUACCAAGCAUUGA